Molecule: messenger RNA, 1662 nt
Organism: Amblyraja radiata (thorny skate)
Lineage: Eukaryota; Metazoa; Chordata; Chondrichthyes; Rajiformes; Rajidae
Gene: lin7a
Product: lin-7 homolog A (C. elegans)
Exons: 7
Coding region: 169-969 (266 amino acids)
Molecular function (GO): protein binding
Source: RefSeq, a predicted model, not a curated record
UACGUGUGGCUGUAGUGGAUGUGUUGGACUCUGAGUGGCGAGGCUCGGUUCCUUGAGCCCUUCGGUCAGUGAGUUAGUUACGCCGAGUGACUCGGGCAAUGCACCCGGCGUGAUUUCCGAGUGCGCGUUGUUGUUGCUGCUGCUGCUGCUUUCUUCCCUCCCGAGCUGAUGUUGCGGGCAGCGUCACUCCAGCCUCUCUCACCCUCGCUGCUGAAUGAGCUCCUCCUUUCAUCGGCUGCAGCAGACAUGGCGACAACACUGCAACCGCUUACACUUAAGAGAGAUGUGGCUCGAGCCAUCGAAUUGCUGGAGAAACUCCAGGAAAGUGGAGCGGUGCCAAUCCACAAGUUGCAGUCCUUACAGAGGGUGCUGCAGAGUGAAUUCUGCACAGCUGUCAGGGAGGUUUAUCAGUACAUGCAUGAGACAAUAACCAUCAGUGGCUGUCCAGAAUUCAGAGCUCGUGCAACGGCCAAGGUGUUCGAGAGUAUAUAUGAGAAUUUAGACAUCAGUGGCAGCCCAGAAGGUAGAGCCAGUGCUACUACCCAGGCCACUGUCGCUGCUUUCGCCGCCAGUGAAGGCCAUUCUCACCCUCGUGUGGUGGAAUUACCAAAAACGGAAGAAGGCCUCGGAUUUAACGUAAUGGGUGGAAAAGAACAAAAUUCACCCAUUUACAUCUCUCGCAUAAUUCCUGGAGGUGUCGCGGAUCGACAAGGGGGCCUAAAGCGCGGUGAUCAAUUGUUGUCCGUCAAUGGAGUGAGUGUGGAAGGGGAGCACCAUGAAAAGGCAGUAGAAUUGCUGAAGGCUGCUCAGGACAGUGUGAAACUGGUGGUGCGUUACACACCCAAGGUGCUAGAAGAAAUGGAGGCGAGAUUCGAGAAACUGCGAACUGCCCGACGCAGGCAACAACAACAGCUUCUGCUCCAGCAACAACAACAGCAGCAGCAGGUUCAACAAAACCAUAUGUCAUAGAUUUGUGAAGAAGGAAUUUCCCAUUUCUUGGUGAUGAAAGCUGCCAAUUUAACAGAUGAUACUGCAAUUGAUAGUAAUACUGUGGGAAGAACAAUAACCUUCAGAUACAGUAGAUUCUUUGUGAAGAUGUGUAUAUAAAUUCUCCAACCCUGAUAUAUUGUGUACAUCAUGCUGUAAAUGAUUGUGAAGUUUUAGCUAAGCUUAGCGUAGCUUAGAACAAAAUGGCACAAGGUUUUUUUGACAAGUAAUUAAAUACAAUACAAUAAUCUGUUGCGAGUCAUAGUAACUGUUACAAGUUAGAAUUCUUCUUUUAAAUGAGAGAUUCUAACUUAGCAAACAGAAUAUGGACAGAGUUUUUCUCCAUUUAAAGACAUCUAUAUUGGCGUGUAAAUGUUUGUCUUGGAUAUAAUUACAAUGCUAUAAAAUAAGCUUGUUUUCAAAUAAUAUUUCUUAAGAGAAUUCCAAAGAAAUAUCAGAUUUUGAAAUUAUAAUUAUUUUUCACAUAUUAAUGUAAGAUUUUAUUUUUCCAACCAGUCUCCAGUUUAUUAAAAGUCUUGUGCCUAAUCGUAAAAGCCAAGUUCAAGCUAUCUUGUGAAACAUAUUUGGACAUGCAAUUUUAAUGUUGUUUAAAGGAAGUAUGAGUUAACACGUUGAUUGUCUCAAUAAAGUAAGUCUGUUGUAUUGAUUAUUCAA